AUGUACCUUCCGGGCUUCCGUAGUAACACGGGGGAGGAGGGGGUUGGGGAGGGGGGAUCGCAGAUGUACUUAAAACACCUCCAGUUAAAGCCGCGCGCGGAGGUAUUUCACAUUUCUGUUGUUGUUGUUUGUGUGUAAAUUGUGGUGUUCUUCGUUAAUUAUACAAAUUCUUCCUUUGGUAUAAAUUUCCCCGCUGGGAAUUGAUCUCAGGAGUUGAAUUCCAUGGUUUAGGGAUUUUUCUCAGCAUUUUAUUUUGUAUUGUAAACAAACACAAGCCCGGCUAUUAGCUUAGCAACCGACUCAUGCUAGCUCACUCAGCUCACCUUCCUGUAUUUUAUUUUCUUAAACAUUUAUUUAUUGCGUGUUUUUUGUCAUUUAAAAACGUCCAGGUCUGUCUAUAUUAGUCAGGAUUAUAAAUGUACAACAUGCUGCCUUUUUGAGAGCACCGAAUUUAUACGUUCAUUUAAAAAAAUUCUUUUUAAUAAAAUAAAAAAAUACGAGUUUAACGUUUAAUAUAUCUCGUAUAUAAUGUGUGGAGAUUUAGAAGAAGGUCAAACUGGUGUGAAGAGCUAAAUAUUUUUUUUUUUAUGAAAGUCAUAUUUUUUUUUUUUUUGAAGAUUAAACCUCUUGAUGCAUGCAUUACUUAUACAUGUAUCCAGAUUCUUUAGUUAUGGUCUUUUUUUCUUUUCUUUUCUUUUUAAAAAAAAAAAAAAAAUUUAUGACGAAGAAAAAAAUUGAAUCAAAUAUUGAAAAGUAAAUGAAUGAGGCUGAAAUACUAUGCCUGGAAAUAAUAAUAAUAAUAAUAAUAAUAAUAAAUAAUAAUAAUAAUAAUAAUAAUUAUUAUUAUUAUUAUAAAUGUCCAAAACAUGCAGGUCUAAAAUGAGAUUUAUUUAUUUAUUUAUUUAUUUAUUUAUUUAAAAUAGUAUUUUUAUAUAAUGUGUGUGUGUGUGUGUGUGUGUAUAAUAUAAAAUGUAUGCAGUUUAGGACUGAUGUAUGAUGUAAAGAGGUUAAAAAUCAAAAAAAAAAAAUUUAAGAUGUUCUCAUUUUUAAAAAAUUUUUUUUUUACGUUUUCUUUCACUUUAUUUUUUUUUUAAAAUAAAACGUUUAAAUUUAAUGUAGAUGGUUGCUAAAACGAUAAAUAGUCUAGAGAGCUAUGGCAGUUUAUUUACGUUGAUGAUGAUCUUCCGUUUUAUAUUUAACUUUUAUAUCGAAGCAAGCCGUAAACGAUCGGCUCGACGUGAACGUUAAGAGGUUUUAUCCGUUGCGCCGCUGCUGCUGCGAGGUGAUUUUCGAGGAUCGCGUAAAUGAGGUGGUGUGCAGGUGUUCUUAUUAAAGUGGACGGUAAGUGUAAUGGGUAGGCAGUGGAUGGUCGGUUCUCGAAGUCGAUGUGUCGCAAGCAGGAAUAACGGCCACGCGUAACGAGUUUGACGAGGGCCGAGUUGAGAUGGCUGUACGACUGGGUCCGGGCGUCUCCGAAACGGCGGGUCUCGUGGGGCGUUCGGAGUUUGCGGUGCAAGAGACAAUGAGCGAGACUGCCAAGGACAAGGGCGCCGUCUCUACUAAAGAGAAGGGCGGAGCGGAGAAGAGAGGCAGAGGCAGACCUCGAAAGAACCCACAGCAGGAGCCCAGUGGUUCCCCGACGCCGAAGAGGCCCCGAGGACGACCAAAGGGAAGCAAAAACAAGUCGAGCUCUUCAGCAUCUAAAGGCAAAAAAGCAGCUGCUGCGACGGCGUCUGCAGGGGGAAAACGCAGAGGAAGACCCAAGAAAGCAGAGAAGGAAGAGCAGCCAUCCAAGUCGUCUGAGGAGGAGGAGGACGAGGAGGAGGAGGAGGAAGAAGAGGAGGAACAGUAGAUCAGCAAAUCAGCGCUACCUCAUAACUCGAUCUCGUCACUUCCCGUUUAAACAAACAAAACAGCUGGACUUUUUUUUUUUUUUUUUGCAACCUCGCAAAAAAAAAAUACACAAAACCCAAAAACUCUCGCUCAUCCUCCAUCAGCACAGCCCACUACAGUGCAUCUCUCUCUCUCUCUCUCUCUCUCUCACCCACCCACCACUGGAAAACAAACAGACUCUCAAAUACUGUAUGUGUGUGUGUACAUGCGUUGUAGUCUGUGCAUAUCUGCUCUCCGGUCACGUGUCAUUAUACUGGACAAAGAUUUCCUCUGAUGCAGGUUUCAGGUCUUUUUUUUUUUUUUUUUUUUUUUUUCCCUUCUUCUCUCGUCUUGCUUUUAACGCAGACUUUCAGAUGUUCACACGUUCUCUGGACAAAGGUGAAUCAACCUACUUUUAUUGUUUGUGUGUGUUUGUAAAGGGAGGGGUCAGUACUUUACUUUUGGCUUCCAGGUUUUUUUUUUUUUUUUUUUAUAAAGCUAUACAUUGGUGGAGAGGGUCGGUGUAGGGGUGUGUGUGUGUGUGUGUGUGUAGGUGUGUGAGCGUAAUAGACAGCAAUUCACCGUGACACCUCGUCAAUCCGUUUUUAUCUCUUCUUAAAUCUGCGACUUUUACUCCUGACUCGGUUCGUUUUCAGAAAGAUUUUAAAUGUUUUGAAGAGGACAAAAAAAACAAAACAGGUGUGGCGUUAGACUGUGCUUCUCGAUCACUGUUUAAAAAAAAAAAAAAAAUUAUGAAAAGAUACGUUUGUUUUUUUUUUGUUAUCCCGUCGUCUGGAGAUCGCAAGAUCUUAUGAAAACAUGCCGUGGAGCUAAACCGUCGUCUAGGAAGUGCAGGUUCUGUGCGAUUUUCCAUCCCAGAAUAUUCCCAAAAUUCCUUAAUUAUUGAGACGGUUAGUACGGAUGCACAAUCCUUUUUUUUUUUUUUCUUACAUUAGUUGAAAAUUAAAAUUAACGGCCAACCAGCUUCGGUUUUGGAAAAUGAAAUAAAAUAAAACGAACCGUGGGAAAUGGUUUCUGUGCAUGUUUCGUACUCUGGUGUUGCAUCUACAUUUAAAAAAAACGAAUGGCUUUCUCUGGACUUGUGUAGAAUACAGACGUGAGACGAGUGGAUUGGUUUUAUUCCGUUUUUUCUCUUCUCCACAGGAUGGCGCUGUUUGCUACUGUUCAGCCUGGUUUAUGAUUUCAGUUUUUUUUUUCUCUCUCUUUCUCUCUUCUGGUUCUGUUUUUCAUGUGGGAUUUUUAUUUUAUUUUAUUUUAAUUUUUUUUUGUGAUGUUGUAUUUUAUUUUUUACAAAACUCCGAGUCAGGGAACGCCGAUCGGUCCAGCGACUGAGUUUCUCAGAACUGUAAUGCUGCUACAAACACGGUUUAAAAAACAAAAAAAAAAACAACAAAAAAAAAAAACCACAAACCCAGAAUACUGCAAAGUCACACUCGUACCUCACUCUGUAUCAGUUUAGGACAGGUUACUGUUUAAAAUAAAAACCCACAACCUUCAGCUGCUCCCGGUGCAGCCUCUGUCUGGCAAGAGUGUGAGCAAACUUCUAUUUUUAUUAUUUUUUUUUUUUUGGAUUUAUCAAUGUUUUCCUUUCUUUCUUUCUUUCUUUUUUUUUUUUUUUUUUUUUUUUUUUGCAGUUCGGUUUGUCUUUGAGUUAGGUUUGUUUUGUGUGUGAGACUAACAGAACUUUUUUUCUAGGUUUUUAGAGAACCGUUCAUAACGGUGUACACUUCAGUGCAAAGCAUUAAAUGUUUUCAAGGUGUUUAUUUCCUUUCUUCUUUUUUUUUUUUUUUUUUUUUUUCUUUUUCUUCUCUCUUUUUCCUCAUACGUGAGACUGUAGACGCGCCAUAGAAACGACUGCGUUGGGACAGAGAGAGGAAAUGCUGUCGGGUUUUUUUUUUUUUUUUCUUGCAAAAUGUUCACCCACUGUGGUAUGUGUGUGCAGGGGUGUGUGUGUGUGUGUGUGUGUGUGUGUGUGUGUGUGGACAGACAGAAUAGUUCCCCAACAUGAAAAUAAUUCACAACUCAGUCCUAACCCUGCUGAUUUGUUCACCAAAUUAAUAAAUAAAACGAAUUGGAAUUGUGGGAAAAGAUCUAUUUAGAUGUCAGUGUAUCAUUUUACUGUCCAUAUCAAAUCUUUUUAUUUAUUUUAUUAUUAUUUUUUUUUUUUAAUAUAUAUAUGAAUCCUCAGAUUUGAUGAGGAUCUGUACAAGUUUCAGUACAUCGUAUCGUCAGUUCAUCACCAACAUCCUGCUUUAACCUCAGCGUCCUCCUCGGUUCCAUUUCCUCAUUUAAACUUUGGUACUUUUGGUUUAUAAAUACUGACGUUUUUCAGUGUGUGUGUGUGUGUGAGAGAGAGAGAGAAGAGUGAGUGUUGUGCCUGCACACAGUUAACUGGUUUGGGAUCAGUCUUUAAAAUGUACAAACUUUUUUUUUUUUUUUCUUUUUUUUAAUUGUGGCCUGCAAGUAUUCGUAUUCAGACUGGUAAUAAAGGUAAUGAUUCCUACACUUUCCUCCGCUCUGAAGUCUGUCUUUUAAAGCCGUUCUUUCCACAACCUUCGUGAUGGGAUGAUCUAGAACUUUUUUGGUUCUAAAUUUGGUCCAUCAAGCUUUUUACACCAUUUUCCUUUCCUUUAUUCUUUCAGAACCGUUUGUUAUACCUGCAGCCAUCAGCCAGAACAUCGUGACCACUGACGGCUGGGAGCAGACAGGAGCUCUUUUUCGCUGGCAGGAAAAGAUGAGUAAGUUGAGGAGUAGUGCAGGGAGUACAUGAUAGUGUUUUAAGGUCUUCGUGGAGCUGGCACGUAGAGCUGAACAGCAUUGUAUGGAUUUAUAGCAUUUAAAGUGUUGCACACAUCAUCUGCGUUACACAAACUGCCUCAUCUGGGCAAAGUGAGACACCACACCCCACCACACCCUUCCUGAAAUUCGAUGUAUAAUUCGAACACUGGUUAGUACCUACUCAGAGUGCUCCAAGGAAGGAGAACCGGAGACAGGGUCAUGGGCGUACAAGGCUCAGUGACGUGUGCGUGAGGAGAGAAGGCCCGAGCGUCUGGUCCGAUCCCACAGAAGAUCUACUGUAGCACAAAUUUCUGAUAAAGUUCAUGCUGGUUCUGAUGGAAAGGAGUCAGAACACAGAGCGUCACAGCUUGCUGUGCCCAUGCUGACCCCCGGUACACCACUGAAACUCCUACAGUGGGCGUCAGAACCGGACCAUGGAGCAACGGAAGAUGGUGGACUGGUCUGAUGAAUCAGGUUUUCUUUUACAUCACGUGGACUUACCUGGAAAAGCGAUGACACCCAGGAUGCACUAUGGGAAGAAGGCGAGCUGGUGGAGGAAGUCUGAUGCUUUGGGAAACCUUGGAUCCUGGCAUUCAUGUGGAAGUUACUUUUGAGACGUACCACCUACCUAAACGCUGUUUCAGACCGAGUACACACCUUCCUGGGAACGGUGUUCCCUAACGGCGGUGUCCUCUUUCAGCAGGAUGACGCUCCCUGACACACUACACCUGGUCAGGAACGGUUUGAGGAACAUUCGACAUCGACCUCCAAAUUCCCCAGACCUCAAUCCGCUCGAGCGUCUGUGGGAUGUCCCGGACCAACGAGUCCGAAGAACCCCCGGAGACCCGCCGUUACAGGACUUAAAGGAUCUGCUGCUAACGUCUUCGUGCCCGCCUCUUUAAUAUAAUUACACAGAAUUGAACUCUUCAGUACAUUUUUUUUAAAGCACACGUUUGUUUCCUCACACUGUCUUCAGGUCUGUUUAGAGAAGAAAACCCCGGGCUGAGUUUAGUUCCAGGAUUGUCUUCCGUUCCUUUUUAGGCAAAUUUCCGUGAAACAGGAGUUAAAGGGGCGGAGCUUACUUCACUAAACCUCACCGGUUUGUCUGUAGAAACCUGUUUCGCCAACAAGAGCUCACUAAAAGCGUGUGUAUCGUUUACGGAGGUGUGGCAUGACUGGAAAAGCGGAACGCGUUAUGCUACGCUUUUGUUUUUAUCCGAGUGAAAAGUCAGAAAUGUGGCGGGGGUGUGUUUUGCACACACACACAGACACUUCUAACUUCUGAUCAGAGGUCUGUGAGUCCCAGGACUGUCAGAGAAAGUCUCUUAACCCUCAUCUGCUCUCUUGUGCGCUUUGGUUUCGGGCACGU
This is a messenger RNA of Ictalurus furcatus (blue catfish), 6040 nucleotides long. RefSeq names its product high mobility group AT-hook 1a (gene hmga1a). The transcript is spliced from 5 exons. The coding region runs from base 1445 to 1852 and encodes 135 amino acids. Gene Ontology annotation, cellular component: nucleus; chromatin. NCBI's taxonomy places the organism in Eukaryota, Metazoa, Chordata, Actinopteri, Siluriformes, Ictaluridae. Gene Ontology annotation, biological process: regulation of DNA-templated transcription. Gene Ontology annotation, molecular function: transcription coregulator activity; DNA binding. The record is from RefSeq and is a predicted model, not a curated record.